CCUCGUCUAUGAGUCCAGUGGGCGUGUCGAACACGGACAAAACAGAGAACGCCAACAGCAAACGAAACUCAAACUGGCAAGUGAUUUACUUCACCAAAUCAGCGCUGUAUGGAGCCUACAAAUUUACAGAAAGCUAUAGCUGUAGCUAACAAAGCAUCACAGGAGGACCAAGCUGGAAACUAUGAAGAGGCUGUUAAGUCUUAUCAACAUGCAGUGAAGUAUUUUCUGCAUAUAGUAAAACGUGAACCGCAGGGUAAAGAGGGCAAUCAGAAGAUCAGAGAGAAGUGUAAGCAGUAUCUUGACAGAGCAGAAGAGCUUCAAGACUAUCUUGAUAAGAAAGAGAAAGCUAUAGAUCUCGCCAGUAAGGCAGCUCAGGAGGAUAAGGCCGAAAACUAUGAAGAGGCCCUGCGUCUAUACCAGCAUGCUGUUCAGUACUUUCUUCAUGUUGUUAAAUAUGAAGCACAGGGCGAUAAGGCCAAACAAAGCAUCCGGGCAAAAUGUGCUGAGUAUCUGGACCGGGCUGAAAAAUUGAAAGAGUAUUUGAAGAAAAAAGAAAAGGCCCCAGCGAAGCCUGUGAAGGAGUCCCAGUCCAGUGAUAAAGGAAAUGAGAGUGAUGAAGGAGAAGGAGACCCAGAGAAAAAGAAAUUUCAGAACCAACUUUCAGGAGCUAUUGUCAUGGAGAAACCCAAUAUUAAUUGGAAUGAUGUUGCUGGAUUAGAAGGGGCCAAAGAGGCCUUAAAAGAAGCCGUCAUUCUGCCAAUCAAAUUCCCACAUCUUUUCACAGGGAAAAGAACUCCUUGGAGGGGCAUUCUACUCUUCGGACCUCCUGGCACGGGUAAAUCUUACCUGGCCAAAGCUGUAGCGACAGAAGCCAACAAUUCCACAUUCUUCUCUAUUUCCUCCUCAGACCUGGUAUCCAAGUGGCUGGGAGAGAGUGAAAAACUGGUGAAGACCUUGUUUUCUUUGGCGCGAGAACACAAGCCUUCGAUUAUCUUCAUCGAUGAGAUUGAUUCACUUUGCGGCUCCAGAAGCGAGAAUGAAAGUGAAGCAGCUCGCAGAAUCAAGACAGAGUUUCUUGUCCAGAUGCAAGGUGUUGGUAAUGACAACGAAGGGAUCCUGGUGCUGGGAGCAACGAAUAUCCCUUGGACGUUGGACUCGGCUAUCAGAAGACGGUUCGAGAAGCGUAUCUACAUCCCCCUGCCGGAAGAGCACGCUCGUGCGUUUAUGUUUAAGCUGAACCUGGGCUCCACACCUAACAGCCUCACCGAAUCAGACUUCAACACUCUGGGCAAGAAGACAGAUGGUUACUCUGGUGCUGACGUCAGUGUUAUAGUCCGAGAUGCUCUCAUGCAGCCUGUCAGGAAGGUCCAGUCCGCCACUCACUUUAAACGGGUACGGGGACCAUCGAGAAGUGACCCAAACAUUGUAGUUGACGACCUCCUUACCCCUUGCUCCCCGGGCGACCCCCAGGCUGUUGAGAUGACGUGGAUGAACGUUCCUGGAGAGAAGCUUUUGGAACCAAUUGUUUCUAUGUCGGACAUGUUGAGGUCUCUUGCCAACGCAAAGCCCACCGUCAACGAACAGGAUCUGGACAAGCUGAAGAAGUUCACUGAAGACUUUGGACAGGAGGGUUGAAAAGAGCCGGUCUUUCCUGAAGCCAAAGCAAACUAAUUGUAAUUAAUUGUAACAUCAUCCCUUCUCACGGCCCUCUCUUCCUUUCAUACCAAUAUUCUUCCUCUGACCAACAAGUCCCACAGCUCAGGCUGAAGGUUAAAUGUAACCAGAAAUGUGUAUUACUUCAAAGCUCUCUAUACCAUCGUCUGAACUGAAUUUUGUCCACUUAUCUGUUAAUAGCUGCUCUGCGUCUGAGGCAGCCUAAGUACCUGCUGAGGUUUAAGACCAUCAUGCACCCUUAAUCGUUUAGUCUGGCAAUCUCAAACCUAAUCAUUUGUGUAAAACAAUUAGCAGUUUUAAAGAGACUAUUUUUUGCAGUGACUAAACAUCGAAGGAGUACAAGUAUCUAAACGGACACAAUAGUUAAGCUCAUUGACACAAAGACUUUUCAUCCCCAGCUUAAAAUAUUUUUGAUUAUUGUUUAUGGGCCUAUCUUGGAAAGAGAAAAACGUUUCAAUGGCUCUGUAUUGUUUUUGUAAAGACCCUUUUUUUAUGGGUGGAGGUGCAGAUUUUGUUCACAGGCGUGUAAUAAGUGCUCUCAUUUUACAUAAAUAUAAAGACUGCUUCUCAUUUGAAUAUGUGCAAUGGGAUUCGAUACAACACUUCCCUAAA
Triplophysa rosa is the source of this 2286-nucleotide messenger RNA. It is a transcript of the gene vps4b, whose product is annotated as vacuolar protein sorting 4 homolog B. Gene Ontology annotation, molecular function: ATP hydrolysis activity; ATP binding. The transcript is spliced from 13 exons. Lineage: Eukaryota; Metazoa; Chordata; Actinopteri; Cypriniformes; Nemacheilidae. The record is from RefSeq and is a predicted model, not a curated record. The coding region runs from base 109 to 1635 and encodes 508 amino acids. Gene Ontology annotation, biological process: vacuole organization; endosomal transport.